This is a messenger RNA of Anisakis simplex (herring worm), 408 nucleotides long. Lineage: Eukaryota; Metazoa; Nematoda; Chromadorea; Rhabditida; Anisakidae. The record is from the annotation of a GenBank genome assembly.
AUGGAGUCCGAAGAUCCAAAGCAGUGUUUGGUUGAGGCCGAAGGCAUGAAACGGCUUGCCUUCUGCGGCGUUGCCGUGUCGACAGUGGCCACGUUGGUCGCCAUUGUGUGCGUACCGAUGCUGUGCACCUAUAUGCAGAAUGUGCAGUCGAAUCUUCAGGAUGAGAUCAGUUUCUGCCGUACUCGUUCCGUGUCGCUUCGUGGCGAAUACACCAAGCUGGCUCAUUCACGCCAGGCCGUAAAAGCCGAACGUGAGAAGCGUCAAGUGACCCACGAAUGCUGCAGUUGUGGAAUCGGUCCAUCGGGCGCACCCGGUGCACCUGGUCCAGACGGUGAGGACGGUCGUGAUGGCAAAGCCGGUAAACCUGGACCAAACGGACCAGACGCUGAAGAAGGACAGAAGGUUUGA